UAUCAGGGGCUGCGCCUGGCUGUCUGUGUGUGGCUGAGAAGUCUGUCCCACAUGUAUGCAUCUAUACGUGUCCUGGAUCUGCCUGUCCUCUGAGGCAGGACACUUCACGCUCACCCUGCACGCCACGAGACGGGAAACUUUCACUCGCGCUAACGGACGGUCGCACAGUUUCUGCAACCCAUGGACACGUGAAAGGAAGACGCCAGGCUGCACGUAACACGACCAUGCACAGGGGACACGCAAGAACAAGAGACCACAGAGGAAAAUAAAAGCUAAUCUCAGCUGAACACUUUUAUGACUUAAAUAUUUCUCUUAAGCGCGUUGCCUGAGCCGACUAACUCAUCGUGUGCCUGGAAGCGACGCGUUUCACACCACAUUCACCCACAUUCUAACGUAGGUUUGAUGAGACUUGAAGGACAUCUUCUUUUCUGAAGCACUUUAUAGACUGGUCUGGGGGGUAAACGAGAGACACAGUUUACAAAUCCGGGGGAGGAAUGAUGUUAAACUCCGAACAAACAGAGAUCCCUGUCCACUCAGAGACUGAAUCAGUGUUCAGUGACUGUGGAGGCGGAGGAGGGCUAAAUGAUGCUGGUGGCAUCAGCUUAUGUGGAGAAACGCGAAUCUGUGAUGCAAGUGAUGCGGUAAAACGAGAGCUCCAGCACUUAAGCCGGGAGGAGCGGCGCAGGAGAAGGAGGGCAACCGCCAAAUAUCGCACAGCACAUGCAACCCGAGAGCGCAUUAGAGUGGAAGCGUUCAACUUGGCCUUUGCGGAGCUACGCAAACUCCUCCCCACUCUGCCCCCCGACAAGAAACUGUCCAAAAUCGAAAUUCUCCGACUAGCUAUCUGCUACAUCUCCUAUCUCAACCAUGUUCUAGAUGUGUGAUACGUCACAGGUGCACUAAAUGGCCUAUAACUGGCCUUCUUCAUUUUAUGCUGCUGUAUUUCAGCUAAAUUAGGACUUUUUAUGGCAGUGGAGAGUCUGUGGGACCAAAUCUUUCCCCCGUCAUGGAUUUUUGUAGAUCCCCCAACUAGAAUGUACAGUUCCUGCCUUUGAGAGUCCAUCAUUCCGGUGCCAUGCCAACUCAACCACCCAAUUACGCAGAGACGCCAAAUUCACAUCACAUUAUUCAUAGACUCUUCUAUCAGUCACACAUAUGAGUCUGACAGAAUGUUCAGUGUGAUAGAAGGCCUCACAUCUCAUCAUUGCAGCAAUCAUAUGCCUGACAUGCCCAUUUUAUGCCCAAGACUCUAAUUUCCAUGGUUUGGACAUCAAACAUUCUAAAAACCCUUAAAUUAGCAGCAAAAUUGGAUUCAUUCUCCUGAACUAGCAAUGUUUCAUUUAUAUUUUCUCACUACACUUGUUCCUGAUGUACAUCAGCAAGAAGCAGGACCAACAAUGAUACCUCCACCAAGUAUUCUAAAGUUAUGUUUCAGUUGUACUUCUUCACUAUGAUUGCUCCUCAUGUACAUUGGCAAGAAGCAGGACCAGCAAUGAUACCUUCACCAAGUGUACUAAAGCUAUGUUUCAGUUGUACUUCUUCACUAUGAUUGCUCCUCAUGUACAUUGGCAAGAAGCAGGACCAGCAAUGAUACCUUCACCAAGUGUACUAAAGCUAUGUUUCAGUUGCACUUCUUCACAAUGAUUGCUCCUCAUGUACAUUGGCAAGAAGCAGGACCAGCAAUGAUACCAUCACCAAGUGUACUAAAGCUAUGUUUCAGUUGUACUUCUUCACUAUGAUUGCUCCUCAUGUACAUUGGCAAGAAGCAGGACCAGCAAUUAUACCUUCACUAGGUGUACUAAAGUUAUGUUUCAGUUGCACUUCUUCAAUAUUAUGGUUCCUGAUAUAUAUCAGUAAAAAGCAGUACCAGUACUGAUACCUCCAUCACAUAGCCUAAAGUUAUGUUUCAUUUGUAUUCCUUCACUAUGACAGUUCAUGGUGCACAUCGGCAAGAAGCAGAACCAGCAGUGAUACCGCCACCAAGUAUACUAAAGUUAUUUCAGUUGUGCUUCAUCACUAUGAUAGUUCCUGAUGUACAUCCACAAGAAGCAGGACCAGCAGUGAUAAAAACCACCAAGUAUACUAAAGUUAUGUUUCAGUUGUACUACAACCGUUUAUGAUGUACAUUGACAAAAGGCAGAACCAGCCUUGAUAGCUCCAUCAACUAUUCUAAAGUUAUUUCAUUUGUGCUUCUUCACUAUGAUGGUUCCUGAUGUUCAUCCUCAAAAAGCAGGACCAACAAUGAUACCUCCAUCAAGACAGAUAACUACUACUUUGAGAGUUCCAUACAGCAAAUGGGCCUUUCAUUGGGGUGUUCAUUUGGAAGUUCUCUUAAUUUAAUAUGCAUUUGAUAUUAAAGACAACGCAAAUGCAUUCUCCGACUGUCUGACCAUGGUUUGAAAAACAUGCGAUUUUAAGAGGUGAAUAUCUCCUUAAUUCUUCUACUGCUACAUGAAGGGUCCUAACCACACGUCACAUGGAAUUUAUGUGGCACUCGCAUUUCAAAUUUAUGUCCUAAAUAGACUGACCCUCUUCUGUGCCGCAGACACCUGACGUAUAUCCCACAUGUACAGUAUCACACUGGUGUAAUUGAAUAAGUAGUCCAUUUUAGGCAGGCAGUUGUUAAUUAUUGAAAAAUAGAUUGAAAUGUGCACUUUUCCUUUAAUACUAAAACCAAUAUAUAAUUAUUUAGUCUAUGUUCGUUGAACGGUAAUGAAGAGAAGUGGGUCUGUGUGUGCCGGUUACUCGUAGUUGGUGAUCAAUUAUUUCUUUACAGGUGGAUUACAUAGUCUGAACUACUUUUAUUUUCCAAACCUCUGUGACUUGAUUAGUAAAUUUCACAAUAUGAGAUCUCUAACUACAGGCAGUUUGACAUACUGAAGACUCAAAAAAACAACAAUGUAAUACUACCUAAUGUACCUAAAAGCUCAAUAGUCUAUUAAAUGGCCACAUAACGCUAACAUAGGCUCCCUGUAAUGGCUAGUUUUCAUUAUUUCAAGGAACUUGGGAAAGUAUAACUUUACAAAUUAGAUGUUACCUGCAUUCAUUUUGGUUCCGGUUUGCAAUUUGGAAUGAAGACCGAAUAUUCUCUAUAUUUCAGUCAAUGCCACUUAAUUUCCGUGCCAAGUCAAUAAACUUUUCUCCAAGCGGAAAAUGUAAUUUUACCAACUCAACGCCAUAGUUGAAUCCUUAAAGUCUAAGAUCUUCUGACAGUAAUGUUUGUCUCUGCCCAUUCUAUUUCCCACUGCAACUACUGCCACAAUUUUUCAUGUUUACUGUCUUUCAAAAACCUAUGUGCCAGGAAUUAAUUUAUUUAUCUUAUUAAUUUAUUGAUACAAUUAUUUAUUUGCUGUGUUGUGCACUUUUUAUGAGAAGAUGAAAAACAAACCCACGGACUACGUGUACCAGCCUCAGAGCGCAGAAGAUCUGGGCUGCCCUCGAGUCUUACCUCCGUUUCGCCACUGAUAGCGUUGUUUGUUCUGUAGAUAUGUUUGAUGACCUUUAAAUAAGCCCUUGAAAUGGAAAGAGAAACAAGCCUGUAAAUACCCUGACAAUGUUUUAUGUGUUUAGAACGGAUACGAACUAUUUAUGAUUUCUUAAA
This is a messenger RNA of Pseudophryne corroboree (corroboree frog), 3601 nucleotides long. It is a transcript of the gene NHLH1, whose product is annotated as nescient helix-loop-helix 1. The record is from RefSeq and is a predicted model, not a curated record. NCBI's taxonomy places the organism in Eukaryota, Metazoa, Chordata, Amphibia, Anura, Myobatrachidae. The transcript has 2 exons. Gene Ontology annotation, molecular function: DNA-binding transcription factor activity, RNA polymerase II-specific; RNA polymerase II cis-regulatory region sequence-specific DNA binding; protein dimerization activity. Gene Ontology annotation, biological process: regulation of transcription by RNA polymerase II. Bases 495 to 884 code for a protein of 129 amino acids.